Messenger RNA from Priceomyces carsonii, 1908 nucleotides. RefSeq names its product pheromone-regulated protein (gene PRM1). Bases 1 to 1908 code for a protein of 635 amino acids. Gene Ontology annotation, cellular component: mating projection tip. The record is from RefSeq and is a predicted model, not a curated record. The transcript has a single exon. NCBI's taxonomy places the organism in Eukaryota, Fungi, Ascomycota, Pichiomycetes, Serinales, Debaryomycetaceae.
AUGAUCAAAAGUUACUAUCUCAAUGUACCAGAACAGUUAUCACAAGUGUAUCUUCACAGCUAUUCGAUAAUAAUAGUGUUGAUAAUUGUUAAAAUAUUUCUUUUCAAAAGAGCAAUUCUUGAGAGUUUAAGCGAAUUAUCAGAUCAUGCUGAGGACAUAUGCCAGUCAGCUAAUAAUUUCUCCAGCUCUCUUAGUGACGCACCAAAGAAGUUGUCUGAAUCACUUAAUUCAGUGAUAGUGAGUCAAAUAAACAACUUGGUAUUGACGUGGCUGAAAGUUAUCAUACUCUUAGGAAAAGUUAUCAAAAAUUUAAUCAUAUUUUAUAUUGAAAUAUUCUUGGGUACUAUGACGUGCCUAAUCACUGCUGCUGUAACAGGUACUGUCAAUUUUGCAUUGGACAGCUCAGAGAGUGUGGUUAAGACUCUAAAUUCCACAAUUGUUGGACUCACAGAUGACAUACAAGAUGGCUUGAAAGGUUUGACGUCGAUAAUCAAUAGUUUGAUUUCAUCUUUCGAGAAAGUCAAAAGCUUUUUUACUGGUAAUGCAAAUGACUACGAUCCUGACAAAUAUACCUCCAAGGUCAAUUUAUCUAUUACUUCAUUGCGGAAACUUUCAAUUCCAUCAUCUGUAUUAACAAAUAUCGAAAAUUUUAAAAAGGAAGUACCCAAUUUUACGGAGGUUGAAAACGAAGCGAAGGACCUUAUCUUUAAACCUUUUGACCUUAUAAGUAAAAAGAUAUCAAGCUCACAAAACUUUAAAAAUAUUACGACUAGCGAGUUACCAACUUUGAAAAGCUUUGACAGUGUAAACUUUUGCAAUGAAUCUAAAGAAUUAACUGACUUGAUUGAACACCUAAGCUCAUUAAUUUCGAAGGUUGCCACUAUAAUACUUGUUGUUUUGUGUGUUUUGCUACUACUCGAUGUUAUUGCUAUUGGAGUUUUGGAAUUCAUAAAGAAUCGCAAGUUCUCUAGAAUGGCUGAAAGUUUUGAAACCUCUAACAAUUUGAGGAAUGCAUUGGUCAAUUCUCGAAAAAGUAACUUUAUGUUUCUUUAUCGAUUGAAUAGAAUUUUUACCAAAGUUUCAGAGAGUAGGAAAAUUAAAAUCCUUUGGUUAAUAAAUUAUUGUACAACCUCCUUUGCAUUUAAUGUUCUUUUAAUAAGUUUAGCAGGGUUCUUUGCUGUUGCGUUGCAGUUCAUUAUCUUGCGGAUAUUAAAAUCACUUAAAAUUGAUAAAUAUACUGAUAUUGUCAAUAAAAGUUUGAGCAAUGAUACCGCUGCUUAUGUUAAGAAUUUAAACGUUUAUUUUGCUGACGAGGAGUCUAAAUUGAAUAAAGAGCUAUUUGGCUAUAUUAAAGACACUUCAUCUUCAAUUAAUUCAACAUUGAAUACAUUUAUGUCGCAUUUGAACGAAACUAUUACUGUUUUAUUUAAUUCGACGCCAUUUCAGAAACCUAUUGAAACUGUAAUAUACUGCACGAUUGGAAGAAAGGUGGCAACAAUUGAAAAGGGAUUGACUUGGAUUAAUAAUAAUGUUCAAAUUAAUAUACCAACUAUUUCCAAAGAGCUUCAAAAAGAAAUCAUAGAUUCUCAAAAUUUUGCCAUCAAUCUUAAGUUAGCUGAUCUUAUAAAACGAAGUUUAAACAAGAUCAUUAAAUUUUAUCAGAAUGGGCUCUGGAUUGAAUUGUAUAUAUGCUUUGGAUUUUUUGGACUUUGGAUCUUACAAGUUAUCAUAGGUUGUAUUAUAUUAUGUAUAAAGGAAUUUUACAACAAAGACAUAGUGAUCAGCGAGCCGAUGCCACUAACGGAAUUCGAAAAACAACAAUAUGGGUAUCCUCUUACCGAUCCUAUCAAUGAUAUGUCUGAAGCUGGUUCAAGUGUUUAUUCACAUUUAUCAGUGAAAAAUUUGUAA